Macrobrachium nipponense is the source of this 10127-nucleotide messenger RNA. It is a transcript of the gene homer, whose product is annotated as homer protein homolog 2-like. Lineage: Eukaryota; Metazoa; Arthropoda; Malacostraca; Decapoda; Palaemonidae. The coding region runs from base 1099 to 2379 and encodes 426 amino acids. Gene Ontology annotation, biological process: regulation of store-operated calcium entry; G protein-coupled glutamate receptor signaling pathway. The record is from RefSeq and is a predicted model, not a curated record. The transcript has 9 exons. Gene Ontology annotation, molecular function: G protein-coupled glutamate receptor binding. Gene Ontology annotation, cellular component: dendrite; cytoplasm; plasma membrane.
UGUGACAGUGGCUAAAGUCGGAUGCAAGUCGACGAAAUGUAAAGUGUUGAUUAUGUUUACCACGUAAUGGUAUGGUGGUAUUUACUUAGAGUAAAAGCGAGUGUCAUGUGGGUAUGGUGAUGGGAGCCCAUUGUUGAAGGGCGCCAUCGCCUGUAGCAACACCAUAUUCAAUCUAGUCAACUUUUCUAGUCUCGGCGUUUCUUCUAGAAGACGCGUUUCAGAAUCAACGUCAUCUCUGUGAUUAGCCACCAGUGAACCUCAAUACGAAACUUUGUUAUUUUUACUGUGGAAAAAAAAAUCAGUAGAAAAUACAGUGCAGUGGAAUCGAUGUGUAAGCCUGUGUUCUCGUUUCGUUGGGUGGAAAGUUAUCUGAUAAUAGUGUUUUAAUGUUACGUUGAAUAAUUGUUAUUGUUGCCGUGAGUUGUUGAUGUUGGAAAAGCUGUUGUGAAAUGAUCGUCAUUUCGUUUGUUUAAUUCGCUAGAAGGUCUCAGUUACUUUUGCUUUAUCGUUUAUGUCUGUGCUUGCGAAGUCUCCAGGAACUGUCUUUUAAAUGUUGCCAAGCAGCCUUGAAAACUUCGCGAAAUCAAGGCGGAAUGAAGUCAGUGGUGAAACUUCUUACUUAGUUUCAUAAAAUAAGAAUAAGAAUAAAACUAAGCCUUUUCACUGUAGCUUCCGCCUUCGCUUGCCUGCUUGUCUUAGGAUCAAUCUCCUGCCUUUCUUCGUGGUCUUCAGCGAACGUCUUUGCCUUAACCCACAAACUGUCUGUGCCUUUAGGAGCUCUUUGAGUGUGCCCCAGUCACACACACACACACACACACACACACAGACACAAACCCUGCCCCUCGGGCAAGGAUCAUCUCCCCGGAAUCCGGUGACACACUCGGCAUUUUUUUUUUUCGUACUGCGACUGUUGCCUUGAUCGUCGUCGUCGUUGUUGUUGUUGUUUUGCCGUCGUUCUCCUCGCGCGCGCUUGUUGCUCGAGUGAGGCAGUAAGGGGGAGGUGGACCCACCCUCUUGUUAAUCGUUCUUUCUUUCGUAAGUGGCUUCAGCAAGAACUCGAAGGUUUUGGGGGGAUCGAAGAUCCGGGGAUGUGCCACAAUGACCAUGUCUGGGACGGGCGAACUGACGUCGGAGCAGCUGCAGCAGCUGUAUUUAUGCAGUCUCCUGCUGGGAAAGAAAAGGGAGCAGCCCAUCUUUACGUGCAAAGCGCACGUGUUCCACAUCGACCCGAAAACAAAGAGGUCGUGGAUCCCAGCAUCCUCCUCAGCUGUAUCUGUUUCCUUCUUCUAUGACUCCACGCGGCAGCUCUAUCGAAUUAUCUCUGUUGAAGGUACCAAGGCAGUCAUCAACAGCACUAUUACUCCAAAUAUGAUGUUCACAAAAACAUCUCAAAAAUUUGGUCAGUGGUCCGACAUGAGAGCCAACACAGUAUAUGGUCUUGGAUUCUCAACAGAAGCAGAGCUCAAUAAGUUUAUUGAAAAAUUCCAAGAAGUUAAAGAAGCAACAAGGUCAGGAAAAACAAAUGGUACAAUUAGUGGAGGAGGUGGUGGAAGUGUUGUUGGUGGAGGUGGAGGAGGAGCUGUUUCAUCUUCUUCAGGACCAGCUUCUGCCACAGCUUCUCCUCUUACCUCACGAGCUAAAAUUCAAGAGGGCAUGCCAGGAGAAAAUGCAAUUACGUCAGGACUCCAACCCGCAGGAGAGAGUCCGAAGCACAAACAAGGAGGAGGAGGAGCGGGUGCAGGAGGAGGCGGUGGCGGGGGGGAUAAAGGCGUCGGUGGUGGUGCUAAUGUCGACACUCAAAUGCAGCUCAAGUAUGAAAAUGACAGAUUGAAACUAGCUCUGGCCCAAAGCUCAGCUAAUGCUAAAAAAUGGGAAAUUGAGUUGAAUUCCUUAAAAACAACAAAUGCCAGAUUGACGUCAGCACUUCAAGAAUCAACAGCCAAUGUAGAAGAAUGGAAAAAACAACUCCAAACUUACAAAGAAGAAAAUAGUAGAAUGAAAACACGAAUUCAUGAAUUUGAAGCAGGAGGAAGAGGUGGGGGUGAUUCUGAUGAGUUAGUUAAAGAAGUAGGAUCUCUACGAGCGCGUUUAGAAAAUAUGGAGGAUGAGUUAAGGUCAAGAGAAGGAACAAUUGAUGACCUUGAAAAGCAGUUGCAGCGAGCUCGAGCUGAGGAUCAAAGAGAUAAAAUACAGCAUUUAAAUGAAGAGAACGAACAAUUAAGAAUGGAAAUAUCUCGUGCUCAGUCCCAGUUAGAUAUUGCCAUGGCCACUCAAGAUAGUCAGCGUGGUGUAGUUGAAAGUGUGAAUAUGCAGCUAGGUGAACGUAUAAAAGAUUUAUUAACUCUUCAUCAUGAAUUGAACCACCUACUUACCACCUGAGGGGGGUCAGGUCGGGGGCCGCCUCCCCCUCCGCAGCAACACUCCAGUACUGGCCAGAAAAAAACUAUUCGUCUCCAGGCUGUCUGGCAUGUGUAGUAAGCGCGGGGAUUAUGGCUGCUUCUGACCUGGAAACACGCUACACUUUUUCUAUCCCUGUGACCCUAACUUAUUACCUUUCAUACCCAGUCAUUACCAUUCUUAUAGCCCAGCUGCUUGUUACUUGAUUUUCUUGGUUUGUGAAAAGAUGAUCAUUCAGAGCCUAAGGUAGGAUCUGGAGUGUCUUUCUUGUCUUGCUUGAGAAGCAUAAAGGAGAAGGAGCAAGGAACACUUCUCACUGGCCUAUUAGAAUUGGAAGUUAUUAGAAAACUAGAAUUUUCAGAUACUAGCAGUUAUUUGCUAUAGUACUGUCCCAGGAAAUUAGUAAAUUUAGUAGUGCAUAAUUUGAUUUCAAUAAAAUAAUAUUUUAAAUCUCUACGCUAUUCAAAGAGCAAUAAAAGUCCGAUAAGUAAUCUUAGAAUUUUGUUUCUUGAUCCAAUCAAGAACUGUAACAGAACAUGAUUUAUUAAUUUAUUUGUGGUAGAUAAAAUUUGUGAAGAAAAUUUACAGCUUUUCUUUGUUAUAUUGUUCAACUCAACUCUCUCAGUUACUUAAAAGUAAUUGUUUGCGUAUUCAGUUUUAAUUAUUAUUUAGAGUAAGUUUUAACUGUAUUAAAAUUCAAUUAAAAACCUCUAUAAUUCAGUAUGUCUUAGUCUAGAUUCUACAGUGAUUUGUAAUAAAAAAAAAACUUUGAAAUGCAUUGACAAAGAAAUGAGAAUAUACAUACAAAUUCUUGACUAAUGGUGUUGAGUAUAGGAGCUAGUUUGAUGCUGUACAUUCUCAUCAUUGUUAGCCUUGAGAAUGAUUCCUUGUUCCUUCUGUUUAGCUUGUGUGUGUGUGUCUAGUCUGUGUAGUUGUGUAAUUUCACUGGUGCAUUUCGACCUUCAGUUUGCCUUUUCCACUAAUAACCAGUCAGUUCCUUUUAUCCUUUAUGCAUCAUUGCUUUACUUAAUAUUGAGUGUUCAAUUGAAAAGAUUCUAGAAAUCCUAUUUUACAUUAAGCCUUCUGAAAGUCUUCCCUCUUUCUUUUUUUUUACUUGUGGAUAUUAAAACCAGAAGGUUCAAUGUUUCUUUUAGAGGAGAGAGAUAUUGUAUUACAAGGUAAUAAGAAAUUUACGUAAAAAUAGUGAUUUGAACAUUAAAGUUUUUAAUCAAAAUUUUAAUUUUAGUGCUCAAAAAGAUUGUCAUGACUGUUGCCUAAAUAGAAAGACUGUACAAGUGGACUCUCAAACAGGUUUCAGUAGACAAGAUUUCAGGUGAACAGGUUAGGUAUAGGUGUACUGUCUCAAAAUUAACACAAACUGUGUAUCCAGUCAGUAAUAAUGAUGUUUGUGGUUUAGUCAAACAGUCCCUAACAGGCUGAUGUUUGUGGCUCAGUCAAACUGAAGUAUGCCUUUGGACAGAAUUCUUCCCUGUAGUUUGAGUAUAAAUCGUGUAAUUUUUAAUUUUUAUACGAUCUGUAUUACAGAUGAUUAUAAAUGAUGAUACCUGCCUUCUUCCAGUCCCUAAUUCCUGUAAUGUAGAGUUUUUACAUCUAUAGUAAUCUCUUUAGAACUGAUGUGGAUCAGAGUUGUGAUUUGUAGCUCCAACCCUUGUAGGAUUUGCCAUUCACACAUAGUCACUUCAGUUUAAUGCAACAAAUGGCAGUUGAAUGCAACAAUAGCAAUUGAAUUCAUGUUCAGUAUUAAGAUUUUUAAAUACAAUUAUGUGAAUUUCUUUUUAUGAUGCUAGACCCCAUUAGCACUGAGACUUUCUGGUCUUCCUUCAAAAGUAAUUAAGUAAAACUACUGUUGACUGUAUAUUUUAGUAAAUAAAGUCUCCUUAUAGAAGAAGCGGGUCAUUUCAUGUAAACAGUGGUGUUGGAUGCAUAGCUUUUAAGACAUUUUUUAUUUUCACAAAAGAAAAGGUGCACAAGUCAGAUUAUACAUACUUUGGUUUUUGAUAAUGAUAUUGGAAAAAGAUUUGUAAUAGUCAAGAGAAUGCAAUUUGUGUGUUGGUGUGGAUGUAACUGCUCUUUGUGAAUCCAUUUCAUCUCUUUAACAUUUUUAUGAAAAGACCCGUAGAUUAUGGAUAGUUUUUAUACAGCUUAUUUACUUGAAUUUACAUAUGAUAAAUGUUCUCUGUCUCAGGUGGAACUAAGAAGUUUAUACGGAAUUCACUAUAUUCCAUGAAUUAUGCAUAUGUGCAUGAAAGUUUUACAUGAAAAUUAAACAUGAUUGUAAUCAUAUUUCAGUUCAUGUAAACUUAAAUUCUGAGUGCUUUAAGAAGCAAGUCAAUUCAAAGUUUUGGGAAAUUGUCUUCUGACCAUUUAAGGUUACAGAAGAGUGGCAAAGUUACAAGAGACACCUUAAAGUGUUGUUUCAUUGCAGAAAGAUAUAGCUUUAGCCAUAUAUUUUUUUUAUUAUGGUUUCCGCUCUUACAUUAUUACUACUCUCUAUUUUUCGUUAUAAGAAAACCAGAAACUGAAUAUAAAUGAGGGUAGCUCUAUAGUUAUGAGGUAUGAGGAGAACAAGUAAUUGACUCAGUUGUUUGAAUUUCUAAAACUUCAUGCAUGAUUUAUAACUUAUUUCACAAGGUCACUUGAUGAAGGUAGGGAUUCUGAUUAAUACUUUUUUUUUUCAAGUUAAGUAUAUAAGGAAGGUAGGUUUUCUAGAAGGCUCAAAUGAUGCUGAUCUUAUCACCUGUCUUCUUUACUUAUUAGUACCUUGUGGAGUUGAGAAUAUUAAUCCCAACAAGAAAUCCAUGAGGAUACACAUCUUUAUCAGCUCUGGAACUUAAUAAUAGUAAAUAAAUUUUACUUAAACUUUUAGAUUAUGGCAAUUAAGAGAUUGCUGAUUUUGUCUAAGUUCUUAUUUCCUGCAAUUCUUCACUAUUUUAUCUUAAUGAAUGCAUGACAGAAUUACAUUACCCAUAUUUCAACAUAUUUUUCUAUAUAUGUUGCAAACCUGAAAACCACUCCCAUAUGACCCAGUCCUGCCUUCCUUCCCCUCCCAUUUCAUAUUGCUGCUUAUCUUCCCCAUCCCAAUUCCCACACAGUCCUCACUCGACUACCUUGUCGUCUCUUGUUAGCGUGUAUCUUAAGAAGAAGCUGCUGGAGGCCCAAAGAACUCUCAUAGAUUAGUUUUAAGUUGUGUAUUUAUGUUUUAUUAUGCAUUUUGUGAAACCCCAGUCAUUUCUUUUAUUAAGUGCUUGCAAAAGUCAGAUUUGUAUGUACUUAAUACAUUUUUAUGGAUGUGAAGAUUAGUUUCAUAGCUAACCUUCAAGUUUCAUUUUUUCAUUUAUUUAUUCUGUAUUCAGUAUUUUUGUUUGGAUACUGCUCUACUACUAACUUACAAGGGUUUGUUUUGUCAGUACAAAUGUUGAGUUAAUGUCUGUUGUAUAUUGUACAUAUUAUUUUCUUUGUGAGCUUUGAGUAGCUUUCUUGUUAACCAGUAAAUCUGGUCAAGUCUGUCAUAAUAAUGUAAGCUAAAUGUGUCACUUCACUUUUCAGAUUAAGUAUGUCACUUUCAAGUUACAGAUCUGAAUCUAUGUUAUUUACUGGUUUCUAAAUGUACAAUAUUUUUAUCAGUUAUUUGUUUGAAUGCUUUUCAAUAUGGAUGUGUUUGUGUAUUUUAAUAAUGUGCUGCUCGAUUAUAGUCAACAUAGCUCAUAAGAGCACUAAGCUAGACCAGAAUUUUGGUCCUUGGUAAUUUUUAAAGUUUGAUUCAGUAAUCAUUUUCUUAUGUUAAGAAUUUUGUCUUGUAAAUCAAGUGUAAUGUGUACCUCAGAAAAAAUUGCCUCAUGAACUUUAAAAAAAAAAAUUAAACUGUUACAGGCUAUUGUGCUUCCUUGUGAUCAGUAUCAGUUAUGGUGUGAUUUUGAUUAUGGAACAGCUCGAGUAGACAACUCCAUUAGGUAAUGUUCUUGUGUCCUAACUGAUAGAGAUUAUUUUACAGUUGGCAUUCACUUAAACAAUUGAGGUAUAUGAAUAUUAAAAUAUUUUCAUGUAUGACAUGCAAUUAUCAUGUAUCUCAAAGUAAUUGUACAUUACAGUAGAUUUAUAAUUUAAAUUUUCCUUUGCAGUAUUCAUGACUUACACUGAUAAAAAUAACUCCAAAUUAGAAAUAUGACCUGCAUGAUCCUUUGCAGAAGUGCAUAAAAUCUGCUUAAUUUUUAGUACUUUGAAAAUCAAAUUGUGAUGAACUGCAACACAAAAUUCAAGACUUUAUAUAAUUACCAGAUCAUAAUGAAAGCACAGUAACCAAUGGCAGUUUCAAAAGUCAUGUAAAUAAAAUUUUGUUGAAUGUGGAUCAGUGGAAGAUAGUGUCAACUGCUGAUGCUAUGGCUGAGUUGCACUUAAAUACAGUGGUGCUCUGACAUCAAUCAUCAUAGCUAGUAUAUAGUUAUUCUACAUAGCCUUCCCUACAAAGUUAAUUUACACCCAAUAAUCAAUGUGAAACUUGCCUUACGUCAGUGUUAGUUAUUUUUAACUGACCCACACAGCUCUGUGUUCCCUCAUCCUUGUGAUCGUAAUGUUGUGUGACUGUUGACAGUGUGCAACCAUGUUUCUUCAAAAAUUUGUUGGCAAUUGUAAUAUAAUUUUUUUUAUUAUGCAGCAUGUAAUGUACUUCUGUAAUCUAUAUUAGUAAAAGUUAUUUGCUGCUAACAUUAUAUUAGCUUUUGCUCAUGCUUAGAAGAACAUUUUCAAUCCUAUUGUCAGAGCUAUUCUUCUGCAUUUGUUAUUGUAGUACUUAUGAUAGUAUAUAAGAUUUUUAUUCAAAAGAAAAUUCACUACUGUUAGCAUUCCAUAGUGAGCCGUUUGGCUUCCGCUUACGUGAUGCCGUCAGUCAAAAUCUCAUUGCGCAACAAGUUUUGUAAGUGUUGCUUUUCCUUGGAAAUUUUUGUGAAUGUGAGUCAUUUUUUUCCUUACAUACAGUGAAAAAUAGUCACAGCAGAGCACAAAAAGACAUGAACUACAAUGUCUGGAUUCAGUUUUGAUAUUUUUAAUAUUACGUAAGAUAUUACAUCUCUAAAUGUAUUAAAGAGUACAGUAUGAAACCUUGUGUUCUUAGGAAAUCAGGAUCAGAUGUUAAAGGGUAUUUUGCAUGUGUUCAUCAACUGCUUAGUUGUUAGUGUUUCAGGCCCUCAAUCAGUUCCUGGUUGUCUAAUUCACAAGUCGCAUAGUGUUUCUUGUUUGGUAGCUCAUGAUAUUGUCAAUUUGUGACUCGAGUUGUUUUACAUAAACUACUUGUGCUACAGUAAACUAGAUGUUCAGUUCCUGCAGACUUAAUCAGGCUACACCAAAGCAUUAUUUUCAGCCAAAUGCAAAAUUGCUGACCCUGGUGAAGUAAUGGCACUCACAUUAUUAUUUCUGUUUUCACAUGUAUUUUAUUCAUUUUUUUUUUGUAGCAUAAGUGGCCAUAGACAAUGCACUGAUAACCAGGUGAUACAAAAUUUGAUUUUAGCUGAUGAAGAUUUACUUUUAAUGGCUGCCACAAUUAUCUGGACUGAUGUUAUAAAAAUAUGUGGCAGUUAUUUAUGCAAGCGAUAUAUUGAUAUCUGGAAUAUGAAACUCUUCUAGAGAAAAUGCAGUUGAAAUUGACCAGUUAAAAAUAAUUUCUUUCAUUGAUGAAGCAUAUACUUAGGUUUUGAUGACAUUUUACUAAGUGAAAUAACUGUUGAGAGAGUUCUUAUAUUGCUCUUGUUUUUCAAGAUUCUUAUUAUUAUUAACUUUGUAAUAAAAUUACUUGAAAAAAAAAAUGCUGUAAUUAUUUUUUUGUCUGCAUACAGUUUAUAUCAAACUGUGCAGUUACUCUAGCAAUCUAUCUCUCAUAAUACUUAAAGAGUUGGCUUAUUUAACAUACAGUUUAUAUCAAAGUAUGCAGUUACUUCUUUCAUAAUACUUAAAGUUAGUUUAUUUAAGUUACACUCAAGAUUGACAUGAAUUUUCAUAGGUAUGCUAAGUAUUUGGACUAAGCAACUAAUAAAAAUCUGAUAGCAUCUAACGUACUUUUAUUUUUAUAUGGUUACACACAGUAGGGUUUUACACCUUUUUUCAGAGCUGUAUAGUUUUAAGAUUGUUACAAAUCUGUAUAUUUCUGUAUACAGGUUGAUUAUUUCUAUAUUGCCAGCUUAUGCCAUGUAGAAAUAGUAUAAGACUGGAAAAGUUAGUUAAAAAUAGUUAUACAUUUUGGAGGUGAACCCUUAUUACACCAGGUGUGUUACUGUAUUUACUUUUCGGAGUUCCAUAACUUUGUUAUAAUCUAGAAUUGAUUGUUGAAAGCCUGGUUAGAUAUUCAAAAUUUAUUGUAUAGCACCAUUUUUUGUGCUGGGCCUCUUUUAAGACAAGUUUUCUUACAAACAGAGCCAUUACCUCAGCGGGGACAGCAAAUAUAUAUACUUUAUAAUGUGCUUUCAGAAGCUCAAACUUUUUAUAUGUUUUAUUAAUGUGAUGAUACUGUUAAUACCUUGCUUUUUUAGAGGAUGCCAAGCAAUCAUUGUGCCGUGUUACUGAUACCUUCUGGGGAUAUUUUUGACAUGAGGCAACUAUGUUCAUCUUUUGGCAGGUUACUUUGGUUCUUCUAUAAGAUUUUUUUUUAAUGUGAAAGACAGUCAUAAAUAUUGCAUUUAUAGUAUAAUGAGACAGUGUCUCCUUAGGUUUUUUAAGGUGUUACUUGUGAGCCACCAUUAGUUUAUUUUUUUCUUUUAUAAAUAUAUUGAUAUAUAAAUAUAUAAAUAUAUAUAAAUGAAUAUAUGAACAUCUAGGUCAUCAGCGUUCCAUUGUAAAAUAAAUAAGGAGGGCUGAUGAAGCCUUGGAGGUGGCUAGUGUCAAAUCCUGUUUCUCUAUGAAAACUCCCAUAGUUCUAGUUCAGAGCUCUCAGAAACUUGGUCACAUCUUUAUUAAGUGUCCCAAAUUAGUGUGUACCUUGUGUCUGAUUAUUAUUAUUAAAUACUCACCACCUAGGGCUCUUGAGUUGGCAGUUGCAAGUUAUUGUCUUUCUAUUUGUUGGCCUAGUUAAAAAAAAUUUUUUUUUUUUUUUUUUUUUUGGUUUUAUUAAUUUCUUUACAGAUAGCAAUACAGUUUUUCAAUCUCUGAUUAAUGCUCAAGAGUUAUUUUCACUCUUCCAGUAUACCAGGUUCUCUUCACUUGUGUGCAGUACAUAUCAAUUUCUGCAGCAGAACUGCAUGCUUUGAAACUUACUUUCUGUAGAUUACUUAAUGGUCUUAAAUAUUUAGUGUAAUCUUUGUUACGGCUUAAAAUUUUUGUUUUAUAAAGUUAUUGGUAAGGUGAUAAUUAAAUUUGGUAAUCACUCUUAAGGGCUAUUGAGGUAUCAUUGAAUGAUUAGGUUAUGAUAAGGUCAUUGUCAUAUCGUUUAGUUUUUAACCAAUAUUAAGGAUACUUGCAACACUAGAAGACUUGUGGAAUAGAAAUUAGUGACAUAUUGACUCAUGGAUCUAAAUGCUACUAGGUUUAUCAAUUAUUUGAUAGUUUCAGCUUUCAAGCCAUGAAACUUCACAUAUAAACCAGUAAUGGAAAGGUAGCUAGGAUCAGUUAUUACUUGUAAGGAAUUAACUUGCAUCUGCCAACCCACUAAGUGUGUUCGCUGUACAAAGCUGUAAAAAGUGUUAGCCCUGAAUAAGAGAAAAAAUAAAAUCUUAUCUACAGUUAUAGAA